Nannizzia gypsea CBS 118893 is the source of this 978-nucleotide messenger RNA. Its product is annotated as mitochondrial carnitine carrier. Gene Ontology annotation, cellular component: mitochondrial envelope. Bases 1 to 978 code for a protein of 325 amino acids. Lineage: Eukaryota; Fungi; Ascomycota; Eurotiomycetes; Onygenales; Arthrodermataceae. The record is from RefSeq and is a predicted model, not a curated record. Gene Ontology annotation, biological process: carnitine transmembrane transport; mitochondrial transport. Gene Ontology annotation, molecular function: O-acyl-L-carnitine transmembrane transporter activity. The transcript is spliced from 5 exons.
AUGGCGUCCAAAGUCCCCGCUGCGCCCGUUCCAGCACCAAAUGAAGCAGACGUCGCUCCGGCCACGGCCAACACUACACUUGCGCAGCUUCGCUCAUUUGUAGCUGGAGGUGUUGGUGGUGUCUGUGCCGUCGUGGUUGGCCAUCCAUUUGACCUGGUGAAAGUGCGUCUACAGACCGCGGAGCGAGGCGUCUACACUGGUGCCAUAGAUGUGGUUAAGAAGACCAUUGCCCGGGAGGGUGUAGCAAGGGGAUUAUACGCCGGUGUCUCUGCUCCUUUAGUUGGAGUUACCCCAAUGUUUGCUGUUAGCUUUUGGGGCUAUGAUUUGGGGAAGACCCUUGUCCGCAGCUUUUCUGAUGUCCCUGUUCGCAACAACACUCCUCAGUUCUCCAUCGCACAGAUAUCUGCCGCCGGUUUUUUCUCUGCAAUUCCUAUGACCUUAAUUACAGCACCGUUUGAGCGGGUCAAGGUGCUGCUUCAGAUCCAAGGACAACACCCACCUCCUGCUGGUCAAAAGCCGAAGUAUAGUGGUGGACUUGAUGUUGUUCGACAGUUAUAUAAAGAGGGUGGAGUCCGUAGCGUCUUCCGUGGAAGUGCUAUGACGCUCGCUCGUGACGGCCCCGGAUCCGCUGCAUAUUUUGCUAUGUAUGAAUAUGUUAAGCGAAGCUUAACCCCUAAGGAUGCAGAUGGCAAUGUCACGGGUGAGCUGUCUCUGCCUGCUAUCCUUACUGCGGGAGGAGCUGCUGGAGUCGCUAUGUGGAUACCCGUUUUCCCCAUUGAUACGAUCAAAUCGCGGCUACAGAGUGCUCCCGGAAAACCGACUAUCGGCGGUACUAUCAGAAGUAUCUAUGCAAGCGGUGGCUAUAAGGCUUUCUUCCCUGGAUUUGGUCCUGCUCUUGCAAGAGCAGUCCCUGCCAAUGCAGCAACUUUCUUGGGUGUCGAGUUAGCUCAUAAGGCAAUGACGAAGAUGUUCGAUUAA